CAACAACCAUAAGUGUUCAUUCUAUAAUGCUGCUGCUCCUGCACGAUAAAUUUGAUCUUUUUGACCGGUACAUGUUGAUAAAUCCGAAUGCCAGACAGUUUUAAAUCUAAAAUUCAUUGCCCUUCAUCCACCACUCAUUCAUCUUCUGUUAACGACACUCUUCUACACCGAUUUCUUAUCUUAGCGGCCAUCAAACUCCUGAAACAUAUACGGCCGCAUAAGGGGAGCGUUCUUUUCGUCUCUCGAAGUUUGUGUAUCAAGUAUGGACCACUUGUCCAGCUCUCUGAAGCUUCGACGAUGCGUUAUAUCUCCAGCCAUACAUCCAUUCCUGUGCCUAAGAUCUUCUGCGCCUUCGAACAUCACGGCUGGACCUAUAUCCUCAUGGAAAUGAUUCAUGGCGACAAGAUUGGAGUUGGAUGGAUGGAUCGAAGUGAGGAAUCAAAGGCGAAGGUUUUAUCACAACUAAAGCAGAUGAUCCAAGAGAUGAGGAGUCUUAUUCCUCCUGACGGAUGUGGCAUUGCAAAUAUCAAUGGCGAAUCUCUAUAUGACUGUCGAUUACCAGGACCCUCACUGAAUUUUGGACCAUUUAGCAAUGUUCAAGAUUUUCAUACCCAUUUACGUCAAGGCAUAUACCUGGAUCCAAAUCUUGACCCGGAGUUACAGGAACUCAUCGUUCAGCAACAGAGUAGCUGGCCGCUGAAAUUUACGCAUGGUGAUCUUAGCAGCUUGAAUAUUCUAGCUUCUGGAGAUGAAAUUGUCGGUAUUAUUGACUGGGAGACAGCUGGAUGGUAUCCAUCAUAUUGGGAAUACACUACUGCUUGUCAAGUGAACCCGCAGAACUAUUUCUGGCGUGAUGAGAUUGAUAAAUUUCUUGAGCCGAUGCCUAAGGAGCUAGAAAUGGAAGAGACUCGCCGAAGAUAUUUCGGUGAUUUCUAGUCUAUGGCAAGGGAUAGUUUGCUUUUGUUAGAUUAAGUCAUAUGUUGUAGCGCGGCCUAUACCAAUGCUGCACUUUCUAUACACAAUUCAAGCCAAGUUGGCCUUAUCUGAUUGGCA
This is a messenger RNA of Paecilomyces variotii, 1053 nucleotides long. RefSeq names its product kinase-like domain-containing protein. The coding region runs from base 88 to 936 and encodes 282 amino acids. The record is from RefSeq and is a predicted model, not a curated record. The transcript has a single exon. Lineage: Eukaryota; Fungi; Ascomycota; Eurotiomycetes; Eurotiales; Thermoascaceae.